UCUUGUCCAAGUCUCAAGAGCCUUCUAUCAACCAUGUACAAGCUGGUGCUCGCUGUCCUCGCCGUGCUGGCCCUUCUGGCCGCCUCAAACGCUCAGCUGCUGGGCGGCUACUACGGCGGCCUCGGCUACGGCGGCCUCCGCAGCGGCUACGGCGGCUACUACGGCGGCUAUGCUGCCCCCUACGCCUACGGUCGCGGCCUCUACGGCGGUGGCCUCUACGGAGGCUACGGCCGCGGCCUCUACGGCUACUACGGUUAAGCCGAUCUUAAGCGUCCUCACUGUCAAACGUGUACUACGUAGUGUUUCUGCAGCUCUAAAUAAA
Gryllus bimaculatus (two-spotted cricket) is the source of this 322-nucleotide messenger RNA. The record is from the annotation of a GenBank genome assembly. Lineage: Eukaryota; Metazoa; Arthropoda; Insecta; Orthoptera; Gryllidae.